AGAGAGAGAGAGAGAGAGAGAGAGAGAGAGAGAGAGAGAGAGAGAGAGAGAGAGAGAGAGAGGCAGAGAGAGGGAGCGGAAGAAGAUUGGAGAAAAUUCUGUAAUGCUGUAGUCAAAUGGGUAUUGGGUAUUUGAUCUAGUAAACGUAUUGCCGAGCUCGGAACAACAACUCAAACCAAUGGUAGAGGUAUAGACAUAACUGUUGUUGAUUAGCAGAAUGGUGCCACCGAAUAGAACUUGAUAGAUUGAAGCUGUAAUGUGAACCAAGCGUUACUGGGAUCAUAAACAAAGUUGCCCACCAGCUUCAGGACGUUGUCUGCUGCUACGCCGAGGGUACCGAGAAACACCGUAUGAAUCGCCAAGCUUUCCCGACGAUAUAUAAUAUACUAGUUGGUGCUGAGGGAGACAGUUCCUAGACCAGUGAGGGAGGGACCAGAACAGGACCAAAGAUGGGUGGCGUGGUGACCAAGUUUACAAGUGCCUUUGGCGAUUGGUCUAAGAACCCUACACGUGUGCUCAUGCUUGGUCUGGAUGCAGCAGGUAAAACCACGAUCCUAUACAAGCUGAAAUGCAGCGAGACGGUUCAGACCAUCCCCACUAUCGGGUUCAACGUGGAGACCAUCACACCUGUCCCUGGUCUCACUCUAACAGUAUGGGACGUAGGUGGCCAGGAGAGACUAAGGGCACUCUGGAGGCAUUACUAUGUAGGCACGGAAGGUAUCAUCUUCGUGAUAGACAGCGCAGAUCAGAUGCGAUUCUUGGACGCACGGGAAGAGUUAUUUAACAUGCUUAAUUCAGAUGAUAUCGUGGAUGGGACCCCUCUUCUCAUCCUCUGCAACAAACAGAUAUGAGUGAAGCAGAGCCGGUCUCGAAGAUCAGUGAUACCCUAGACCUGAGGAGGGUUACCAGGAACCCUUGGCACAUCCAGGCCAUUUCAGCCAUAUCCGGAGAGGGACUCCUAGAAGGAAUGACCAAGAUAGCCAAGAUGGUCAAGAAUUUUAAGAAAGAGAACAUGAAGAAAGAAGCAUCGUCUUCGUGAUUGUGACGAGUGAAGGAAAAAGACACUGUGAAUUUACUGCUCAUAAAUCAUCACGAAUACAGUACUUAUCGAUGGGAUAUGACAACAGAUGGUGCAAAAUUAAACGGACGUCUGACAAAAUUACAGGAAAUAGAAGAUCUAGCAUUCGACAUGUUCUAACUGAAAAACUACUGACAACUCUUUGUGUGACACUAAACAUCUGGAGAGUCUAUCUUCCAGACAUGUUUGACGAGGUGCUGACACUGUGUCAGGAAUUCAGGAAUAUUCAUGGGGAAAAAGAUGAUGUUACUAUUUUGUUAAGUUUUGUAUAAGCUUGUUUAAAAAAAAAAUGAUGCACUUCAUUCACUGUCAGUCUUCGAUGAGCUGUACAUCAUUUAUGCUAUCCCGUACGAACCAACAAGAAAACAAAAUGAACAAUAAUUAAGAUUUUUACCCAAACAUCAUUUUUCUGAGCUUGGUUAUAAGCAGGAUGAGAUACAGUUUCCAUUUCCUUAUACGAUCUUUAAACAAGGAAGAAAAACACACGUCUCAAAUAAUAUCAUCAAGAGGACUUACAUCGAAUGCUGAGUAUCUGGCGUACGGUAUAUGAAUGUAUAUUAAGAAGAAAGUUCCUCCUGGGUAUAAUUAUAUAUCUCUCAUCGAAAUUAUCAUCUUGCAUAUUUGUUUAGACUAUAUGAACUGCGCAAUGGACAAUGUACAUACCCAGGCACUUCCGCCAUGCUAUUCACAUGAUUAGUUGAUGUAUAGUUAUUUGUAAAUAGUAAUAGAGUGAAAAUAGAACCAAACUAUAUAUAGGUCUGUGUAGAAGCACAAUUUGAAUUCUUCUUCGUCACAAUUCGGCUGGCCGUGUAGAUGGCAGAAGGAUCUUGAGCAACGUCUUUUGGGAAUUUUCUUUAAAGAUCAGAUGAAAAGGCGUCAUAACAGGGGUGUCAACCCUGGGGUCCACUUGAGACAGUUACCCUCUGCCCCCCCCCCCCAA
Messenger RNA from Strongylocentrotus purpuratus (purple sea urchin), 2018 nucleotides. RefSeq names its product ADP-ribosylation factor. Lineage: Eukaryota; Metazoa; Echinodermata; Echinoidea; Camarodonta; Strongylocentrotidae. Gene Ontology annotation, cellular component: plasma membrane; cytoplasm. Gene Ontology annotation, molecular function: GTPase activity; GTP binding. The record is from RefSeq and is a predicted model, not a curated record. The transcript is spliced from 4 exons. Gene Ontology annotation, biological process: intracellular protein transport; vesicle-mediated transport. The coding region runs from base 450 to 851 and encodes 133 amino acids.